CGCGAGAAGUCUUCACAAUGACGUCAGCACAUUGUCCCGCCCAUUUGUUGGCUGCCGCCUGGAAGAAAAUGGAGCCGAAGUGAGCUGAACGAUUGUAGAGAGCUAAUUUUCCGAGGACUGGAGAAAAAUGUCCUAGAAAAAGAGGAAAUCUCGGCUUCAGCCCAGGGUGGUCCGGUAUAGCUGCAGACCUGCGCACUCAGGCCUCAGAUGCUGUCGGGACUAAAAGGCAGCAUCUCCUGAAUCACCAUGUUGUUCUCCUCGCGAGAGUUGGUGCAAUGGCUCGGCUUUGCCACCUUUGAGAUGUUUCUCCACCUUGGGGCCUUGUUGGUCUUCUCUGUUCUGGUGGUGGUGAAGGUUGAUCUCCCUGAGCAGGAUCUCAGCUGGUGGGGUGUCUUUGGUCCUCUGUUUGCUGCAGAUGGUCUCAGCACCUACUUCACCACCAUCGUGUCCAUCCGGCUGUACCAGGAAGGGGAGAAACGUCUGGCUGUGCUGAGACUCAUCUGGAUCAUCACCGUCCUCAGCCUCAAGUUUGUUUUUGAGAUGUUGCUCUGCCGGAAACUGGUGCAGCAGUCCAGUGAGCUGUGGUAUGGCUUGAUCAUCUCCCCGCUCUUCAUCCUCCUACAGUUUCUCAUGAUUCGAGCCUGCCGUGUGAAUUAGGAGCCUGCAGGCCGAGUUCUGGGCCUGAUUUUGAGAUGGAGGAUCCUGGUGGGAAGGUACUCUUGUCAUCAUCAAGGAGAACAUUGAAUGCUUUGUCCAGUUUUACAAGUGUGUCGGGGUUUGGAAGGUCAGCUGUGACUCUUGGUUUCUGGAAAAACCUGGUGUUGGAAUUUGGGCCCUUGCACAGAUUCUUCUAUGGGAACGUCAGGCUGUCACAGCACAGUUGUUUUUUUUGUCCAAGGCUCCACUUGGACACAAGAACGGGAAAAUGACACCUAAGAAAUUUAAAGUGAAAGCCGUCAUGUGGAGGAAUCCUGCAAGCCCCACUGUGGCACCGGCCUUCUCAGUGACGUCACUUUUUGAUUUUAAACUUGUUCUGUUCGGCUUUUGUGUUUUUGCUUUUCUUUCUGUAUAUACUGUAAAUAAAAUAGAACGAUAAUUUCUA
Erpetoichthys calabaricus (reedfish) is the source of this 1102-nucleotide messenger RNA. RefSeq names its product transmembrane protein 203 (gene tmem203). Gene Ontology annotation, cellular component: endoplasmic reticulum. The record is from RefSeq and is a predicted model, not a curated record. The transcript is spliced from 3 exons. Gene Ontology annotation, biological process: intracellular calcium ion homeostasis. Bases 247 to 657 code for a protein of 136 amino acids. NCBI's taxonomy places the organism in Eukaryota, Metazoa, Chordata, Cladistia, Polypteriformes, Polypteridae.